AUGCUCAUCACUAUUUGCUGGCUUUGCACAGCCAAUUCUAAAAAUCUUUCUGCUUUUGCGGAGGUGCAUUUGACAUCUUGUCAAUGGGUCCUGAGAUGGGAUAUAUAUGAAGAGAUAGAAGGAAGGGGAUACUGGGUUUUGAAGAUACCCAUCAACCAAAGUCCAAAGUCCACAGGCCAAAAUCUAAAUCCAAAUCCAAAUCCAAGAAAGUCUCACAUUACACUCAAGAAGCCUGGGACCGAGCGUCCUGAUUCGGAUUUCAAGAAAAGCAGCCGUGGUCUUGAAAACAGCACCGAGGACACUUCCAAGAUGAGCACGAACCCGAGUUGUUACAAGAUGACCCAGCCUCCAGCGCCCGCUCGGGGAAAAUAUAACGAGGGCGAGGAAAUCAUGUAUAAACCCCAAGGUUUUCCGGCUAUUCCCGUUACGGUAAUACGAUAUGAGGAGAAGAAUGGCAGGCAUGGAUAUUGGGUGAUGGCCCAAGAGGCGUGCCACUUCUGGGUAGACGGUGGCUCUCUGGAUUGGCCCCGCCGUGGUAGUGGUGCGUAA
Venustampulla echinocandica is the source of this 549-nucleotide messenger RNA. RefSeq lists its product as uncharacterized. The transcript is spliced from 3 exons. The record is from RefSeq and is a predicted model, not a curated record. NCBI's taxonomy places the organism in Eukaryota, Fungi, Ascomycota, Leotiomycetes, Helotiales, Pleuroascaceae. The coding region runs from base 1 to 549 and encodes 182 amino acids.